AUGCUGGCAGCCACUGUGGGUGCAAUUAAUACUGCGCCUUUGUCGGGGUCCAAAGAGAUGAAUUUGGAGGAAACAAAGAAGAUGACCACAGAGGACUGGAGAAAGAAGAAGCUAGAAGAAGAGUGAAACCUGGGUAAUUCUCCUGCAGAAGUUGAUGAAGAAGGAAAAACCGUCAACCCUCAUAUACUGCAGUAUAUCUCAUCUGUGCUGUGGUAUAUUGAUCCAUCUAAAAGACUGACUUUAAUGCACCGGAGGCCACAGCCAGAGAAACAGCAAUACAGCUCAUCCGGAGAGUGGUACAAGAGGAGUGUCAAAGAGAAUUCCAUAACUACUAAGUACCACAAAGGAGCCUAUGAAAAUUGUAAGGGCUGCUUUGAGAGGCCCAGGCAAGUUGGAGUCAAAUUUGCAGGCACUAACAUAGCCCCGGAUGAACAUACCCAGCCUCAGCUGAUGUGUGACUAUGAUGGGAAGAGGGGUGUGUGGAAUGGCCACAACCCAGAAGCACACAUGGCAAUUGUAGAAGAACAUGCCAAAGUUGAAAUGGCCAAACAAACAUUGAAAGCCCACAAACUCCAAGAAGUGUUAGCCUCAGGAAAAUUAGUGGAACCGGCUAAUUCUCCAAAACAUCAGUGUGGAAAGGAGGAACCAAAUUCUCAGACAAAAAAAAUACAUAAUAGUGAAGAUGAAGAUGAAGAUAAGUAUGCAGAUGAUAUUGACAUGCCCGGGGAGAAUUUUGACCCUAAAAGAUGAAUUAUGGUUCAGAAUCUGAGGAUUCGAGAAGCUACAGCAAAAUAUUUGAAAAAUUUAGAUCCAACCUUUGCCUACUAUGAUCCAAAAACUAGAGCAAUGAGAGAAAAUCAAGCCAAUGCAGGAAAGAAUCCGGGUGAAACGAGUUAUGCAGGAGAUAACUUUGUUAGAUACACAGGAGAUACCAUUUCCAUGUCUCAGACACAGCUGUUUGCUUGGGAAACCUAUGACAAAGGAUGGCAAGUGCAUCUGCAGACAGAUCCUAUGAACCUGGAGCUGCUGUAUAAGUCCUUCAAAGUCAAAAAGGAAGACUUCAAAGAGCAGCAGAAAGACAGCAUCCUGCAAAAGUAUGGUGCUCGGGACUCGGAUGCUCCCCUGGCUGAACUGCUGUUAGUUCAUACUGAAGAUGUGGAAUGCUCGAGACAUGGGAUAGUCAUCAAAGGGCAGCGGUGGGGUGCCUGUUGCAAGUAUGAGGAGGGUGUGAAGAUCCAUAAUCACACACACGCACACACACAAAUCUGUGGAUCUUCUUGGAUACAUGAACGAUGGGGAUACAAACGAUGUCACUCUAUUUUAAAGUAUCCCUAUUGUACCGGAGAAGCUGGGAAGGAGACUGUUAAUUCAGAGGAAAAUGUGAUACAUGAUACAGUUGGAGAAGAUUCUGAAAAAAAAAAAAAACUCAAACACUCAUGGAGAUACAUCAGGAAAAAAAAUGAAAGAAGAAAAAAAGAAGAAAAAAUUAAGAAAAAGAAGCAACAUCACAAGAGCAGUUCUGAUAGUGAAGAUGAAGAAAAGAAACAUGAAACAGGCACUCAAUGAGGAGCCCACCUUCUUCAGGAGGAGAUCAAGCAGGUUCAUGAGAGGAAGUGGCCUUGCAACAGCAUGUAUGAGACCCGAGACCCCACGGGAGAGGAAAUGGAGGCCUACCAAAUGAAGUGGCAGAAGGCAGAUGACCCCACGGCCUCUUUCCUAGGUCAGCAGUAG
Molecule: messenger RNA, 1731 nt
Organism: Ochotona princeps (American pika)
Lineage: Eukaryota; Metazoa; Chordata; Mammalia; Lagomorpha; Ochotonidae
Product: pre-mRNA-splicing factor SLU7
Biological process (GO): mRNA splicing, via spliceosome
Cellular component (GO): spliceosomal complex
Molecular function (GO): pre-mRNA 3'-splice site binding
Source: RefSeq, a predicted model, not a curated record